Momordica charantia (bitter melon) is the source of this 567-nucleotide messenger RNA. Lineage: Eukaryota; Viridiplantae; Streptophyta; Magnoliopsida; Cucurbitales; Cucurbitaceae. The record is from RefSeq and is a predicted model, not a curated record.
GGGUGGGUAACACCUAUCUAUGCUCGAACAAGUGUGGGUAAAUAGAUUGGGCUUCGUGUGGCUCAGCGUCGAACUUCACCAGAAGGCUACUGUUCACGUCGGAGGGAGUGCUGCAGGGCGUCGGAUUCCGGUGGCUGUUCAGUGCCGCCGCCGUUCGUGGUUCGUGGAGCGUGUCGGCCGGUCGUGGAGGGUCGUCGGAGAGCCACCACGCCAUAGGUCGUGCGAUUGUGGAGGAGACGUCACACUGCUGCAAUUUCGUGGGGGAAACGCCGCGCCGCCGUGGAGAACGUUGCUGAUGGCGCCGGAAUCGCGAUUCAACACCGCUGCUCGUCACGCUGUCGCACGGAACUCGCCGCAGGUUCGAGUCACGCCACCGGGGUUCGUGAGCUGCUAUUCGCGGGUCUUUAGUCGGGCCGCCGGCGAGAGUCGUUGGUCUCUGAGAACGGCUGCGCCACUACUUCCGCCGCCGUGGGUACGGGGUCGCCGUAGAGAGGGGUGGCUGGCAAAUGGGAAGGCCGCUCGGUUGCAGAGAGAGAAGGGGUAAAAGAUGGGGAAGAAAUUAGGUUU